CGCUGCCGCUGACCCGGACGGCGCGGUCUCCGGCGGUCGAUUCGCCGCCACGCAACGCAACCCUCCCUCCCUCCCUCCGCCGCCGGUCAAACCUCCGCCCCGCCGCCCCCCACCCGAGCAGCGGCUCACGCACACACAUCCUCCUCACCAACCCACCCGCACCGCCGCUGACGCGUGGGCCCCCGAGCCCACCUGCCAGCAGAGGCCGGUGGCGCCAACGAUAUACUAGUAUAAAAUAUAUUCAGCUCGUCGGCGUCGUCGUUUACCAGUCGCCUCGCCUCUCGGCGUCCCGGUCGUCGGUCUCCGCUGCCUCUCUCUCUUCUCUCUUGCCCUACUCUACUACUACUACCAGCAGCACACGGUUUCCGUGACCGGAGCGCGCAGCAGCCGCCCACCUAAAGGCUAAAGAUCCGAUCAAAUCGAAGAGACUUAAUAUACCUUCUUUUUUUUUCUUGAGAGGAAUAUUUUUUUUUCGCUUUACCAUUUCUUCGUCCCUGGGGGAUUUUCGGGGGGAUUCUGAGGAGCAAGAAGCAUUCGGCCGCGGCGGGGGUCCGGCGCUAAGCUCGAGAGAUUCUUCUCCGUUUGGAUUGCACUUGUCAGAGUAAAAGGGCUAAGGACACUAUGCUAAUUUAAGACAUCUCAUCCAAAUGAGGCGCACCACACUUCUUUGUUGGCAAACUGAAAUCAGAUAGCAUUCUGGUAGCCACUAAACCUACAGGGAUGUUUCUUGUGUGUUUUGAAGCCAUGUGCCCCUGUUUUGGUUCAAGAAGGAAGGAUGGGAGCGAAGACCCUGUUCUUGGAAGGGAUGGAAAUUCCUUGAAUUCUUCUGAGCUGAGGUCAAUGUCUGAUAGAGUUCCUCCAAGCCCUCUUCGAGUACCUGCAAGUCCAUCUAGAUUUUCAUUGUCUUCAUCACCAAGUAGAAAUGAGCCAUUGAACCUGAGUCUUGAACAAGUUAUUAAACUGACACAUAACUUUGCACCAGACCUGAUGAUUGGUGAAGGUUAUUUUGGAAAGGUCUACAGAGCACAGCUGCGAGAUGGCCACAUUGUGGCAAUUAAAAGGGCAAAAAUGGAACAUUUUGCCUCUUUACGGGCCGAAUUCAGUAAUGAAAUUGCAUUACUAAAAAAAAUUGAACACAGGAAUUUGGUCCAAUUACUUGGUUAUAUCGACAAAAGAAAUGAACGAAUCGUCAUAACUGAGUAUGUUCCAAACGGCACUCUUAGGGAGCAUCUAGAUGGUCAACGUGGGCUUGUUUUAAGCUUUAAUCAGCGGCUUGAAAUAGCUAUAGAUGUUGCUCAUGGGUUAACUUAUUUGCAUCUAUAUGCAGAGAAGCCCAUAAUACACAGGGAUGUGAAGUCAUCAAACAUUCUACUAAAUGAAGGCUUCAGGGCCAAAGUGGCCGACUUUGGAUUUGCAAGGACUGGUCCUACAGAGCCAGACCAGUCACAGAUUCAGACUGAUGUGAGAGGAACAGCUGGCUAUGUAGAUCCAGAGUAUCUCAGGACAAACCAUCUGACAGUCAAGAGUGAUGUAUUCUCUUAUGGAGUUUUGCUCCUGGAAAUUCUUUCUGGUCGUCGUCCUAUUGAGGUCAGGAGAGCUGCAAGAGAAAGGAUCACCGUGAGAUGGGCCUUCGAGAAAUACAACAGAGGUGAUGUUAAGGAAAUAUUGGAUCCAAUGUUGACCGAGUCAGUAAAUGAGGAUAUACUGAAUAAGAUUUUCGAUGUAGCAUUCCAAUGUGUUGCUCCUACUCGUGCUGACAGGCCAACAAUGAAAGAAGUUGCAGAGAGGCUGUGGAAGAUAAGAAGGGAUUAUGCAAAAACCCAACGCAGAGCAGAAAUGGCUCUGUAAACCAUCUGAUCCUAGCUUCUGCUUUUACUCGAGAGAGCAUUUGGUGAACUCACCAGUGUCCAGCAAAGAUCCACAAAAACAAGUUCAGUUUUGCGAAUCGGGACAACUAAAAUCUAUACAUGGUUGCAGGAUUAUUAUAUGCGCUGUACAUGGACUUGCAUGUUUAAAAGAUCAAUAUGAUGUACACCGACAUGUGAAUCGAAGUUUUCCCCAUAUAGCCUUUUUGCUCUAUCCAAGCUUUCAGUAAUUUGUGUCUCAAGGAAGUGUGAAUGGUCUUGUUUUGAAGCCUUUCAACACUCAACAGUUCUUGAUACAGCUUUCCGUUCUUGUGUAUAUUUUGCUGGUCCUCCUAGUGGUACAGCUGAUCUUUUUGUCAUGUUCAGUGUUGCUCAUGAUGUGAGGUGUUUUUAAGUGUAAUUAUGGCUUUUGGGAUGCUAUGUUGUAUUCGUGUGCUGUAACCAGAUCUUAAGGCAAUGGAUGUGCAUUAAUUGUGAUUUUU
This is a messenger RNA of Oryza sativa Japonica Group (Japanese rice), 2347 nucleotides long. Its product is annotated as calmodulin-binding receptor-like cytoplasmic kinase 3. The record is from RefSeq and is a predicted model, not a curated record. NCBI's taxonomy places the organism in Eukaryota, Viridiplantae, Streptophyta, Magnoliopsida, Poales, Poaceae. Gene Ontology annotation, molecular function: ATP binding; protein kinase activity. Gene Ontology annotation, biological process: protein phosphorylation.